AAAACAUGGUUUAAAAGAGGAAUAUGCGGAGAGCUUAUUUUUAUGCCGGUAUUGCCGAUGCUUGUUUUGGAAGUCUCAUGGCCACCCAUGUCUGGAUUUAAGUCACAGUAUUCCCAGUACAGUAGAGUACAUGAACGACGCAAAUGGCAGUCUAGUUAAUUCUGCUCAACUGUACAUUCCUGUACCCCCUCAAGCUUUCCUCAGCUUCUUCUCCUUGUGAUAUCUGUCCUGCUGCACUCCUCUCUGUACAGAUAUACUUACGAAUUUCUCUGGAUGUACUUGGUUGUACAGCUUGUACUGUUCAGUGUUUUUAUUCCUGCAGGUCAGGGCACUGUUAACUCUUAUGUCAUGCAGUUAUUUUGAUUUAGUAUUUUUGUAAAAUGUUCAACGUAUAUUCAGAGAAGAAAAAAAUACAUGUAAGUGCAGUUGUCUGUUUUUAUCUAAAUAUAUAUACACUAUCAGUCACAGUCAAGUCAUUGAGGUUUGUUAUAUAUUUUAUAGUUUUAUAGCUUUUUUUUGUGCAUUUACUGUAUAUUGAUGUGUUCUAACAGUUUUACGACUUAGGAUUGUUUUUAUGAUGUUUUUGGUUGUUAUUUGUUUUUUACUGUUUACAUGUUGUAGUUAAAUGUCUCAAAUGGGCACAAGGUUGGAAAAAAAAAGAUUAUGUAUAUUCUAUAUAUUCUUCCGGUGAUAAAAUAAAGUCUACUUUGAAUGUC
Messenger RNA from Parasteatoda tepidariorum (common house spider), 716 nucleotides. Lineage: Eukaryota; Metazoa; Arthropoda; Arachnida; Araneae; Theridiidae. The record is from RefSeq and is a predicted model, not a curated record.